AUGUUUUCAGUUUUUUCAAUUGUAUUUGUAUUCUUGAUCGUGAAUAACUCAUACAGUAGCCCAAUUUAUAAUAUUGAUAAUGCUACUGAUGUUGAUGAUUCCGAGUCUCAAUUUCAUCUUGCGUGUAAUGAAAAUAGUCUAUCAACUGACAAUAAUACUUUGUUCGAGCUUCUAAAUAACAAUCGAUAUUGGUUUGUAUUAGCUCGGAGUAAGGUGAUCUAUGGUGAUCAAACAUGGAACAAUGUUCUUAUGCAAACUUCAACCACAACAAAUGAUACAAUCUAUUUAGAAUUUAUUGGAGAGAAUAGCAAUGGUUCUUGUGUUAAUUCCGAAAAAGUUCAGAUUGGAUCAAGUACACAAUCAAAUCGAGUGUCUGCUCAUUGGUCAAAUGAUACAGGAUUUCUUGAAAUGGUUUUUAUUGAUCAAACUAUGAUACAUUUAAUUCUGUGCUAUUCAAUCGAGUCUCAUGAAACAAAUGUUUGUGCUCAAAAGCAAAGUGAACAUUUUUUUAUUCAAAAUAAUGAACAAGAACAAGAACAAGAAAAUGAUACAAUGUUACAAUUAAAAUCUCAUUGUUUUUCGAUCAAUUUAGACGAUUUCGUUGUUAACGAUCACCCAAAAAAAUGUUUACCCAUUGUUUCUGAACGAGAAUCGGCUAGUCAUGAUUCUGUAGAAUCAUCAAACGAGACUAGCAGUGAAAAAAAUGUUCAAACAAAUGAUUCACAAGUUAUAGAACAAGAAAAUAUUACAGAGAGAUCAAUUUCUAAAUCUGAUUUUACUAUACGUACAAAUCGAACAAAUCGAUUGGAAGUUCUAGAAGAAUAUUACAAUAAUAUGACUACAAAUUCGACGAAUGAAGAUCAAAUCGAAGAAAUAACACCAAUCAAAAUAAAAAAUAUUAUUGUACUUACAAAAGAUAUGUCAUCUAGUGAAUCAUCAGAUCAAACAAAUUUGACUAGUAUCGAGCAAAAUGAAAUUGUUACAAAUGAAACAACUAAUGAAUCAGUUCCAUCAGUUAUUCUUCACAAAGUACUUAUGGCUGAAACAACAACAGAAGUUUUACCAGAUAAUUCAACAAUGACCCAAAGUUUAUUGACUCGGCCAAUGGACAAGAACGAGUCUACUACUGAAAUCAAUAUCGAUACUAUCACUUCGGUUAAUCUUUCGACAACAUAUGUGCAUCCAACUAAUGAAGAUGAACAUUUAAAUAAAUCAAUAAAAUCAGUUCAUAUCGAAGAAUCUAUUAUUUUGGUCAAUGUAGACUAUGAAAAAAGUACGGCUAUUAUUGAAACUACAAUCGAAGUAACUACUACUGAAGCAACAAUAACAACAACAUCUGCUGUUCCAGCUGAUUGUCUGGUUCUAAGUGAUUGUCCAUUUGACCAUUGUGCAUUUGCUCGAAAGUUUGAUAGCCAUGGAUGCCCAACAUGUAAUUGCUUGAAGUCAAAUAAACCAAACAUAAUCUGUUCAACAUUAACUUGCCAAGAAUGUUUAUAUGGACAUUAUACUGAUUCUUAUGGAUGUCCGACUUGCCAAUGUCAAAGUCGUCCAUAUCCACCAUUAGGUGAACGUUGUCCACAAUUAAAUUGUGAACCGUGCUAUUUUGGUACAGUUAAAGAUGAAUUUAAUUGUGAUACAUGUAUAUGUAUUCGACCUAAUAAUCAAGAAUGUCCAGCACUUAAUUGCACAUUUGGAUCAUGUAAGUAUGGUUCGAUUAAAGAUGAAGAUGAUUGUCCAACUUGUGAUUGUGUAUUACCAAAAAUAAAUGCAACUGAAUCUAAUUGUUCUACUACUAUUUCAUGUUCACCAUGUCAUCUGGGCUAUGUAACUGAUGCUGAUGGGUGUCAAACAUGCCGAUGUAAAUUUCGUGGUAGUGCUCCUUGUGCCUCAAUUUCAUCUGAAUGUCAAUGUGAUUAUGGAUCGUAUUUAAAUUCGGAUGGAUGCGAAACAUGUUCUUGUCUACCUGAUCCAAAAAGUGCUUCACGGCAAGCGUGUUGGGAAUUAUUGAAUGAAGCAAAUUUUUAUAAUACAUCUGGACCGAAAUGUGCAUCAGAUGGAUCAUUUUAUGCACGUCAAUGUGAUAAAUCACAAUCGAAAUGUUGGUGUGUUACACCGAAUGGUGUUCAUGUUAGUGGAUUUGAAUCACAACCUGAAGAAAACGUUAACUGCGGUUGCGCAGUAGAAUUAUAUCAAGUAUCAAGCCUUCGUAUGAUUGGUCAUCAUUUAUUGUGUUUACUAAAUGGAAAUUAUGCUCCUAUUCAAUGCGACGGUCGUUAUUGUUCAUGUGUUGAUGAAAAUGGUAAAUUGAUUGGACCAACUAUACCUUUUCAAAAUCGUGAUCAACUUCGAUGUGUCGGUGUUUUUCAGCAACUUCAUCCAGAAAGAUUUUUAUUACACCGAGCUAUUAUCGAACAGUCUGAUCGAACUCGAUAUCCGUAUGGAAUAUCUUCAUCAUUGUGUUUAACGCAUCUCGAACAAGUUCGCAAUACAAAGAUAAUUGAUGAUCAUAUUCUCAUUCCGGUAUGCGAUUCUACUGGUUUAUAUGCACCUGUACAAUGCGAUCAAAGUGAACGAUAUUGUUGGUGUGUUGAUAAGAAAACAGGUGUGGAAAUGGAUGGAACACGCCGACUUAAUGCUCGACCUAAUUGUAGUAAUAUCUAA
This is a messenger RNA of Rotaria socialis, 2661 nucleotides long. Lineage: Eukaryota; Metazoa; Rotifera; Eurotatoria; Philodinida; Philodinidae. The record is from the annotation of a GenBank genome assembly.